Messenger RNA from Vanessa atalanta (red admiral), 3877 nucleotides. Its product is annotated as lysosome membrane protein 2-like. Gene Ontology annotation, cellular component: membrane; cytoplasm. Gene Ontology annotation, molecular function: scavenger receptor activity. NCBI's taxonomy places the organism in Eukaryota, Metazoa, Arthropoda, Insecta, Lepidoptera, Nymphalidae. The record is from RefSeq and is a predicted model, not a curated record. The transcript is spliced from 10 exons. The coding region runs from base 201 to 2396 and encodes 731 amino acids.
ACAAUGCAGGUCCGCGAUGACAUUUGAAUGACGUCAAAGCGCGCGAAAACAUAAAACUGUCAUUAUUAGUUUUUAAUUUAAAAAAGAACACGCACGUUUGAAAGUGACAAUUAAAAGAACCAGUGUUGAUAAAAAGAGUUUUUAAUCGUGGUUUGUGUCGAUUGUUUUUUUUUAGUGAUUGUGUUAUGUUUUUUUAAAAAAUGAAAGACUUGGUUCAAAUUUGGAACAGAGUUACGGGAAGGCAAUAUGCGUCAGUUAACUCGAAUGAGAAGGAAUUAAAAGACUUGACGCAUAAUCGCUUAAAUAAAGCUGAUAUCGAUACGUCGGCGUUUGAAAUUAAUCUAUCCGAAUGUGAAGGAUUAAACAACAAAUUUAACGAUGAUCUGGAUUUCAAUGAACGUAAAGAUGAAAUUAUAAAUCGGUUAUUUAAAAGAAGAAGGAGUGGACAUGUAGGUCGGCAACCAAAACGUUUAUUUCUAUUGUUUCUGCUUGGUUUCGUGGCGUUGGGGGUGGGAUUCUUCAUCAUAUUCCUUCAUCCUUAUAAUGCCAUAUUCAAUUGGAAAAUCGUGCUGUCCGACGGUGGCGAGAUCUUUGAAAUGUGGAAAAAGCCAGAGGUGAAGCUGUAUACUAAGGUGUAUCUUUUCAACAUCACGAAUGCUGACGACUACAUGUCUGGCAAAGAUGACAAGAUCAAGGUCAAGGAAGUUGGACCAUACGUCUAUCGUGAGGCUCUAGAACACAGCGAGGUUAAGUUCAACGACAACGGCACGCUCUCUACCAUCCCUCGUCACCCUCUGAUAUGGGAGGAGGAACUCUCAGAGGGCAACAAAGAGGAUGAUAUGCUUUACCUACCUCAUAUUGCUUUAUUGUCCAUCGCAAACGUGGUGUCUCAACAGAACUUCAUGACACGUUUCGGUCUGAACAACCUUAUAAGGAUGACGAAUAGUCAGCCGUUAGCAAAGAUGACCGCCAAAGAAUUCAUGAUGGGUUACAAGUCUGAAUUGAUGAGUAUCGGCAACACUUUCCUGCCAGGGUGGAUUUACUUCGACAAAUUGGGUUUGAUCGAUCGGAUGUACGAUUUCGAUGGAGACUAUGAGACCAUUUUCACGGGUGAGAAUGAUAUCUCUCUGUCUGGUCUAAUCGAUACCUACAGAGGUUCCACUGACCUCCCCCAAUGGGAUGGCAAACAUUGUUCCAAUGUUCAGUACGCUUCUGAUGGUACCAAGUUCAAAGGAGCUGUUGCCAGGAACGAGACUAUAUUGUUCUACAGAAAGAGUCUCUGUCGGUCCGCGCCUUUGAUUCCAGCUGAAGAAGGUACGAAGCACGGAUUUAAGGCAUACAAGUACGUGUUUCCAGAACACAUGCUAGAUAAUGGUAAACAUAUUGAAGAGAACAAGUGCUUCUGUAGAUAUGGUAAAUGUCUCCCAGAAGGGUUAAUCGACGUCACCGAUUGCUACUACGGAUUUCCCAUCGCACUAUCCUACCCCCACUUCUAUAAGGGAGAAGAUAUCCUUUUCAGCAAGGUGGAGGGGCUGACUCCUAAUAAGGAACAGCAUGAGACGAGAUUCUGGAUUCAACCCGACUCAGGAUUACCUUUAGACAUCACUUCUAAAUUCCAAAUCAAUAUGGCACUCGGUGAUAUAUCUCUUAUUGAAAAUACAGCCAGAUUUGCCAACAUGCAUCUUCCUUUACUGUGGUUUGAUAUUACAAUGUCUUCGCUCCCGUCUUCAAUGGAACAGAAAUUCAAAUUCUACCUAAAUAUUUUUCCUCUGGUAGAACAAGUCUUAAUGUACCUUAGCUUCGUCGCUGGGACAAUAUUAAUCCUCGUCACAACAUACAUCCUAACAUUCGAAAUAAUGUUCAAAUCUUUCGGCGAAAAGAAACAUAGCAACAUAAAUAUUCGUAGAAAUAUUUGGAUGAACAGAGACAAAAAAUCCAAAGGCAAAGCGAAUGAGAAAGAUGGCAUAUAUGUACCGUGUGAUGUACCAUUAUCAGAUACAGAUUCAGAUCUAAAAUUCGAAGAAGCAAGACCGACGUUUAUAAAGAGCCACAGCGACAGAAUCAAAGAAUUCGGUCACAAACUAAGUGAUAGAGUUUACGAUUCCGUUGAAAACGUCAGAGGUAUGUUCGACGAUCUGACACACGUUCGAAGCGAUAGAAAGAACUCGUUGAUACCUCCCGAGGAAUCACAGGAAGGUAAUAAUGAAGCUUACAAAAGCGAUUCAGGGGAAAGUGACAAAGAAUAUGAUAAAUACCGAGAGAUCAAGCGGACGGAUAGCGAUGACGAUUCUAAGUACCUUGAAGUUGUUGAUGAUGGCAGCGAAUUUGAUGAAUCAUAUAACGAAGACAGAAGUAAACACAGCAAUAAAAACGAAUUGUACAUUCAUAUAAAUUGAAAGGUAAUACUUACCGUCAUGGUUUAACCAACUCAUUGAAAUCAGUAACUGUUUAGACUGGUUUAAGUGCCAAGGAUUAUUUUAAUGAUUGCGUUAUAUUAUUAUUAAACUUCUUGCCUCGAAACGGACAUAGACUUGAAAUUAUAAAAAAAAACGUUAAGUUUUUGAAAGCCUUCAAUCAAGUCUGCCUCCCGAUAUGAUUAAUAUUUAAGAACUCCUAGAAGAAGUCCUCCCGACAGUGAAAACGGCCUCGUAUGUACCGAGAGUGUAUUCUGCCGAGAUUACUUCAUAUUAUUUAUUCCUUUAAUUAAGUUAUUUUUUUUAAUGCAAUAUACAAAACCAGCGAUUUUAUAUUUGAUAACUUUUUACCAUUAUAUCUUAGAAUAUACAUUUAUGAAAUUAAUUCUAUUAAGGUGGAAUCAGACGGUUCAUUUUUUGUUCAUUUUCGUGUUUCAUUUUGCAUCUUUCACUCAAAGUGACACGUCUAAACACAAAGUGAAACAAAAGUGCCGAAUGAAUUCAUUAGUGAACUGAGCCAACGACGUUGGAUCGAUGCAUUCGGCAUCGUUCAUUCCCACUCCGAAUGAACGAAAAAUGAACAGUCCGAACACAAAGUGAACGUUCACUUGGAUUUGGCCAUUUUGUCUCGAACGCAUUUUUCUUAAUCUUUUUUUAGCUCCUUGAUCAAAUGAUCACAAAUUAAACUUAUUCCAAGAGACACGACUUCAUUCGACGCCAUAUUGAAAGAAACUACGAAUGAAUGUUCUUUUUUACGUCAUUCCCGCUAAGCCGUGUGAACAUGGAAUGAAAUAAAAAUGAAUCAUUCACUCAAAAAAACAUUUACUCGAAUAAACCGUCUGACACCACCUUUAAUAAAUAUUUCCAUUUUUAAAAUUUGACGUUUGAAAUUGUACGUUAAGGUAAGUUUAAAUUAAUCAACGAUUUUUACAUCGGUGACUGUGUUAAACAGAUUUACGAUUAUUUUUUAAAUUAUUAAGGAUCAGAUAUUUCUUGUUGUAAACUUUUGAUUUAUCUGUAUUUGAAGAACAAAACUGCUUGUAGUAAACUGUUUACAUUUCGAAAUUAAAAACAAUUUCUAAUUUUAUCUUAUUCUAGAUUUAAUGGUUAAUUGUAAGUCAUAAUUAAGUACAAUUAUUGAAUAAAUAAUUUUAUAACAUAUUCAAUGUGGUAAGUUCUAUCGGAAAAUGCUCAAAAAAAUAUACGCUUUUUUUGUGUUAAUUGUAAUUAAAUAAUAAAUAAUUUUAUUUACAAUUCCAAUGUUCCACAAACUGUAAUGUGAUAUGGUUUUGAAAUAGAACACCUUUUCAAAUAUUUAUUUGAAACUUACCUGCAAUGAACAUAGUUCAAAAACUUACCUUACGAAUUAUGAUCGUUACCUUAAAAGAGAAUCGAGAUAUUUAAAUAUACAUAAAUAAGUAUUAGCCAUAUAAAGAUUUAAAUAGAUUUUUUGAAAAGGUGUU